Molecule: messenger RNA, 402 nt
Organism: Dovyalis caffra
Lineage: Eukaryota; Viridiplantae; Streptophyta; Magnoliopsida; Malpighiales; Salicaceae
Source: the annotation of a GenBank genome assembly
AUGGCUAGGUGUUAUGUUUCUGUUUUGCUAGUGGUUGCUUUAGUAGCAGCGCACGCUAGUGCAAGAGAAGUGCCUAGUGACAAAAACAUGCAUGUUCCUAGCACCAAGAAUGUGCCUAGUGAUGCUGGUCUCAGUGACCAGAAGAAUUUUGUAACAUAUGGUGGUGUUGGUGGCUUUUCUGGAAUUGGUGCUGGUGGUCUCCCAUUUGGUGGCGUAGGGGGUGGUGGAGGUGGCUUGGGUGGCUUGGGCGGUGGUAUUGGAGGCUUAGGUGGUGGUAUCGGAGGCUUGGGUGGUGUUGGUGGUGGUGUUGGGGGUGGCAGCGGUGUGGGUGGGGGUGUUGGUGGUGGAGUAGGUGGUGGCGUUGGUGGUGGAAGCGGAACUGGGGUUCUUCCUUACCCUUGA